Molecule: messenger RNA, 2154 nt
Organism: Closterium sp. NIES-65
Lineage: Eukaryota; Viridiplantae; Streptophyta; Zygnematophyceae; Desmidiales; Closteriaceae
Source: the annotation of a GenBank genome assembly
AUGGUCAUGGAUGUCGCUCAUACGUCUAUGAUCCAUGCGGCUGCUCCCCAUUUUCUGUGGUCGUUCGCGGUUCAGUACGCGGCGCAUCAGAUCAACCUUCAUCCCCAGGUCUCCAUGCCGAAGACCUCCCCUGCUCUGCGGUGGAAGGGGAAGGUUGGCGAUGCGUCUGCGUUCCGGGUCUGGGGAUCUCGGGCGUUUGUUCGCGACUUGUCUGCGGACAAGCUAUCCCCCUGUGCUGUUCCCUGUGUCUUCCUUGGCUUCCCCCUUGACGCGCCUGGUUGGCAGUUUUACCACCCCACCUCGCGCCGUGUUCUGUCCUCCCAGGAUAUCACGUUUGACGAGUCGGUUCCCUACUACCGUGUGUCCCAGGUAGACGCACUCGAGCCUGUCGAGGUAGCUGUUGACUCUGGUGCUGCUGGGGGUGCUGAGCCUGCGGGUGCGGGGUCUGGGGGUGCUGAGCCUGGGGGUGCUGAGCCUGAGGGUGUUGAGCCUAGGGGUGCUGACACUAGGGGUGCGGAGCCUGAGGGUGCUGGGCCUGCUCGUGUGGGGUCUGGCGGUACUGGGUCUGGAGGUCCUUCAGGUGCUUCGUCCCAGCGGGAGCUACUCUCUCCACGGGAGCUGCGCGAGUGGUUUGCUCGGCGCUGGAGCCGUACUACUAGAUCUGGAGGUGCUGCUGGUGUUGGAGGUUCUACUGCUGCUGAGGGUGCUGGUGCCACGGGUCCCGGAGGUGCUCGUACUGGAGGUACUGGAGCUGCUGGGCCUUGGGGUGCUCCUUGUGCUGGAGCUCCUGGAGGUACUGGAGCUGGCUGUGCUGCUGGAGUUGGUGCUGGUGGAGGUGCUGGAGCUGGAGCUGCUGCGUCUUCUAGUGGUUCGGCUGGAGCUGGAGCUGCUGGGGGUGUUUGCGUUGGAGGUGCUGCUAGUGCUGGUGAUUCAAGGGGUGCUUGUGUUGGCGCUGCUGGAGCUGGGGGUGCUACUGGAGCUGGUGCUGCCGUUGGGGGUGCUGGUGCUGUUCCAGCUGGUUCUGGGGGCGCUGCGCAGCCACGGCCGUACUUCGUUCCGCUCCUUGAGCAGGUUCUUGGUCUUCCGCCCUCUAGUGGUCCUUCUCCUCCCUUAGAGUGUCCACCGCCUGUCCAGUCCGAUUCACAGUUACAGCCCGCCUUCCCACUGCCUGCUCCUUUUCCCUACACUGGUCCUACUGGAGGUCUUGUUGAGCAUCGUGAGCCUGCGUCUCGUCCUGCGUUGCCUUUCCGUGCUGCUCGCACCAGUGGCCGUGGUUCGCGUCAGCGUCCUCCCCCUGUCCCCGGCACGCACCGGAUGUCUCUGCGUCCUUCCACUGCUCGGCAGCGUGUCCCUUUGCCAUCUCCUCCCGAGUUUUCCCUUCCUGCUCUUGCUGACCUGGAGUCGGACUCUCUUCGUGCUGCCAGUCCUACUGUCACGCGUCUCCUUGCUACUGUUGUCACUGGCCCUUCCUUUGAGUCCACUGCUGCGUCUGCCUUAGUUGCUGAGCUUUUCGACUUCGCUGCUCACUGUCGUCUAGACUACGCCGCUAGUCUUGGUGCUGAGUCUGAGUCUGUCUGUCCUCCAUCCGUCGGGGGUGAGUGUGCUUUUGGCACGGACAUCCUUGAGGACAGGCAGGAGGAGUUCCAGUGCAUUGCUGCUGCUUUACCUCAUCUCGUGUCCAUGCUGCUUGCCCCUGAGGGAGACCCGGAUGCACCAGACAUACCCACUCCGCGCUCUUAUGCAGAGGCGAAAGAGGGUCCCUACUCCUCUCAGUGGCACGCAGCCAUGGACGCAGAGAUGGCUUCCUGGAAGUCCACAGGCACCUACGUCGACGAGGUUCCCCCACCUGGGGCGAACAUCGUCAGUGGCAUGUGGAUCUUCAGGGUGAAGCGGCCGCCGAGUUCUCCGCCUGUCUUCAAGGCACGAUACGUGGCUCGAGGCUUCAGUCGGCGGCAGGGAGUUGACUACUUUCAGACCUUCUCUCCCACCCCGAGGAUGACCAAUCUUCGGGUGCUACUGCACAAAGCCGCUCACCGCGACUACGAGCUUCACUCUCUUGACUUCAGCACUGCUUUCCUACAGGGCAGCCUGCACGAGGAGAUCUGGCAGCACCGCCCACCUGGCUUCACUGGGUCGUUUCCUCCUCGUACCUAG